Messenger RNA from Pocillopora verrucosa, 1247 nucleotides. RefSeq lists its product as uncharacterized. Lineage: Eukaryota; Metazoa; Cnidaria; Anthozoa; Scleractinia; Pocilloporidae. The record is from RefSeq and is a predicted model, not a curated record.
GCGAUUUCAUCAUGGAGGCCGAAGUCUUCGAUCGAUCGGCUGAGCUUUCUAGAGUUACGGCAUCCAAAUACGACCCCAAAAAUCGCUGGUAAGUGCUGACGAAAAGUUAAUGUGGAAUCAAGCCGAAUGCUUUUGCAAAGAAAGAAAUGUUUCGUCUAUUCCCCGAUGACUGCAAUACCUUCUGUCCCGCCAGCGAGUCUUCAGCGCGCCAACAAAGGCUGUUCGUUCAACACCAGGUUGUCGUUGCUUGGAGGUCAACUAACAUGUCUGACAGAGAUCGCUCGGUUGCUAACCCACGGAGAACCGAAAUUGAACGGGUACGCGCAGAACACAUUGAAAUUAAAGAUGUUGGUACCGCCGUUAAAAUCAGAGAUGAAAUCCACGCCCAUACAAAUCAUUACAUCAAGAAGAGCAAACCUUAUUUCCCGAAUGAUAAGUUGCUUACCUACAUCGAUUGUCCGUACUUUUUAAGAGUCGCGCGAUGUUUGUGCUUUGCCAGCCUCUUUGGAGCCCUUGUUGCAGCCGGUGCAUCGAAGUUUAUUCCUGUGUUUUUUCUUGUUGCCUGCCUGCUGUUCUUCUUGUUUUACUGCCAACACGAGUGGGUGAAUCAGAAGACCUUGCCUGUUGUUCACAAACAGCCCUUCAUCCCUGAUCAGAAACUACUCAACACAUUUUACGAGGUGACUAUCACUGAACUUGAUGGGAUUGCUCUCCAGAAUUACCAAGCUGGUAUUGGUUUUGUUGAACUUUCUCAGGGAAAGAUUAAAUUUCAGGCAUUCAACAAUACCGCGAAGAAAGACAUGUCCGACGCCAAAUGUCAGUCUCGAUUGAUGCUUCUCCUUUUCUUGGCGGCUUUUGUCUACAACUGCUACUUUGUGGCAGCCUAUUGACUAACCGGGUCAACGUUAGACGGAUAAUAUCUUGAUAAUACUCAGAUGGUAGUAAAAGUGUAGUUAUCAUGGAGCUCAGUCGCGAUUCCUGAUUUGUAGUAAUCUGGAAACCGGCACAACCUGAGAAAACGCUCCUGAGUUUUCAGAACUGAAUUUGUCAGCAAAAUCCGAAAACAAUUACAUAUAUUCAACUCUUGUUUAUGAGAAUUGAGUGGAUUAAUUGGUUAAAUUUGAAUUCUUGAAAUCAUCCAACACGAACAUGGCGUGACAACACACCCAAGUGCUGACCUCUUAAACUAACAUCAAAUUGUGAUAGGCAAUAAUAAGCAUGGCUGGUUUGCAUGGAUAUAUAUCUAG